AUGUCCACAGUCUUGUCGGCGCUGCGGGGCCACCGGCGGCGGUCGUCAAGCCUCUCGCGUGACAAUGUCCUCGACGUCCUGCUACACCGGCGGGAGCCGAGUGGGGGGUCGCACGAAGACCGCGAGUCGAAGCGAUCGUUCUCAAGGUCACGCAACGCGUCCAAGGUGAGCUUGCCGCCCAGCUCGUUCAAGUCGCGCAACAGCGGCUUCUUCGACAUCUUCAAGCGCGACAAGGACAAGGAUAGAGACAAGGACCAUCAUGGCCUUUCGUCAAUCGUGGUGGCCAGUGGCGCGGCGGCCGCCGUUGGGAGUGACGAGGCAGGCGAGCUCGUGGCCAAAAAGUCAAGCCCACUCAACACACCCAGCGGAAGCUUCACACAGAUCGGCCACUUCAUCUCCAUUGCCGGUGACGAGGGCGUACAAGAGGCUGUUCAGACACGGAGAGAAAGCGACCCUCAGCGAGAGAAGCACGAGGGAAUCAGCGUCACACCGUUCGUCGCCGGCGACUCGCGGCGCUUCUCCCUCCCCGGCGACGAGGUACCGCUGCGGAGCAUCCCUCUGUGUGCGGGGCUGGAGAGUGACCCUGCGGACACGGCGAAGCCAGUCACUCGCGAGCGGCAGAUGCGCUACGAUGGCCGGCGGCGGAACUCGUGGACGUCGGCGUUCCCGUACAUUCCUGACCCCGGGUCGGUGCCCAACCCCGCGGCCGUCCACCACCCGCCAUACCCGCACACGCACCACACCGACCUGUCGGCGCUCCUGCCGGCGACGAUGAGGUGGGUCGCCGCCGCACCAGGGGCACACGGGAAGGCCCACCGACUCAAGCUCGUCCUCGAGGCCUUAAAGGAACAGGCAGACUCACACGACUGCUACCCGCCGAUGCGGAGCCCGUCUCGCGUCCCCGACUACCCCACGUGGCAGACGACGGUGCUCGUCCAUGUCGAGCUGGCCCGUUGCGAUAAGUGCCUCGAAUGGUACGACGAGAUGGCCGAAGAAGAGCUGGCACGAAUCGCGGAGGAUAGGAAAGCGAAGGCAGCAGCUGAAGGUGCUGAAGCCCCAGCCAAGGCGCCCUCGGUAGAAACCGACGGCACAGAUGACGACGAGCAGGCCGCGUGGAUGCGGCGCAUUAAAGCCGCCAACGAGAGCACGCCCGUAGCGUGUGCCUUCCGCGCCACCCACGAGGCGCUCGAGGCCGACAGGAAGCAGCUCAUGGAGAAGUGGACAUCCGCGCGGGGUGGCAACGGCGCGCCAUCCGCUGUCCCACGGGACGAGAUGAACGCGGCGCUACGCUGGAUGAGGCGGUAUAACGCGCACCUUCUGCGCCGGGGAACGGCUCUGAGCUACGCCGACCUGGUGGCGCUCUACCCGGACGACGAGGUAAAGGGCGAGAACAACCCCAAGAGUGAGGAGAGUGUCGAUGCCACAACCGCAGAGGUCGGGUUCCCCGCGCCGCGGCCGUACCGCCGCCGCAUCCCCACGAGGGUGGGCGCGACGACGCGCCUGGUGUGGUGGGUCCACAACGCCGUCCCCAAAUCAGAGCGCAAACGCGCGAGCCUGCGCCCCGCGUCCGUCUCGUUCCCCUUGCCGCUCCUCCGCCCGCGCGUAGCAAUGCCCAUACCCAUGCCGAUGGCGGACACGGACGACAUGAUCUCCCUCGCCGGUGCGCUGCUCCUAGACCCGCCCGCCCCGCCAAGCCCCAGCCCGUCGGGGAGCAGCGACGAGGUGGUGCACGGGCAGGUGCUUCGUCCGGCGCGCGUCACACUCCGCCACCUCCGGCGUAGCGGCACACUGAGCGUGACGCCAGCACCGCCCCCACCGCCGACAUUACCCCCCAACAUGUCCCCGCCGAGCACGACCCAGCCGCUCGCGUCCGAGCCACGCCUAGUGCCCUCGCGCACCGCGUCCCCCGAGGCACUGGAGGACGAGCCGCCGUCCCCGCGCCCGCGGCUCAGCGUCGACCUGCCGCGCAAGACACCGCCACUGCUGAGCGUGCACCCCGCCACGCCGGAAACACCCGCCGACAAGCUCGCGGCCGCCACGCCGCUCGUGGGCGGGCUCGCGCCCCCAUCGCGCGAUGGCAGAAGCGCUGACCCACCGCAACCGGCCAGUCCGCUACAACGCCACAGCCCACGGCUGCCCAGCCCGCUUGGUGCCAAAGCAGUGUUCAGCAACCCCCCGCCGCCGGGGUACGACCCUCUUCCAAGUCCUGUGAGCCCGCGCACCGUGCUCCCGCCCGACACGGUGGACAGACCCGACACGACGGACACGCACGGCACGUCUGCCACGCACGGCACUUCUGCCACUCACGGCACCUCGCCCAGCUCGCAGAGCUACGACUACUUUGGGUACACGGAGAGCUACGCGGAGGGGUACGACGCGCCACCAGCCCCCAGAGCCUACACCAGCCCGCCACCGCGGCCGACACGUACCCCGAGCGGCGGGCGUGGUUCGUACGAGGGCCACCGGCCUGCGGCAUUCACGCAUGACGUACCCCCCGGCGGCUACGCCACACCGCCAACUUACCCCACGCGCACGCCUAGCACCGGACGCGUGUCGAGCGAUAGCCACCGCGCGUCAAACGAGAGUUACCGCCACAUCGACUGGUCGCACGGCUAUGCCGACCCAGCGCCGAGCGCGUUCACCACAGCACCGCGCCACGUCCGCACACCCAGUUCGGGGCGAGCGCACGACGGCCACCAGCCAGAGUGGCAGCCAGGCCACCUGCACGACGCCAUGCCGAGCGCGUACGCGGCCCCACACGUGGCGCCACGUCGCGUGCCCAGCGCCAGCCGGCUGGCCUCCGAGGGCUGUGCAACCCCGUACAUUACCCCCGAGUGGUCGCCGUACGUGCUGACCGACGAGCCUCGGCGCAGCACGCCGAGCCCGACCCAGCUCCGCCAGUCCCCGGGGAGCUCGACUCGCGCCCUUGCACGGGGGUACGCGCGCCACCGCCCGCUCGCACUUGCCCCGUCAACCAUCGCGCCGAACCCUCCCCCGCCGCCGCCGCCUCCGCCCCCGCUCCGCCGGAGCCUGGGCGGCUCGCACCCGCGCCGCAGUGCCACCCGCUCCACUGAUGACGCGGACGACUCAAGCUCGGACGAGUACCCCUCUAUCAGCGUCGCCCCGCGCCCCAACCUCGUUCGCCGCGCCUCGGGCGGCCAGCCCCGCCCCGUGCGCCCGCCAGCCCUCCGCUCACUCAACCCGCCCCCGCCGCCCUCACCGCCGCCGCAGGCUACUUUCGUCCGCCGCCGCGAGUCGCGCCCGCCUCGUACAGCGCCACCGCAUGCCCAGCCCGACAACGAGUACGCCCCACCCUGGACCUGA
This is a messenger RNA of Vanrija pseudolonga, 3324 nucleotides long. RefSeq lists its product as uncharacterized. NCBI's taxonomy places the organism in Eukaryota, Fungi, Basidiomycota, Tremellomycetes, Trichosporonales, Trichosporonaceae. The record is from RefSeq and is a predicted model, not a curated record. The coding region runs from base 1 to 3324 and encodes 1107 amino acids. The transcript has 2 exons.